Chara braunii is the source of this 2943-nucleotide messenger RNA. The record is from the annotation of a GenBank genome assembly. Lineage: Eukaryota; Viridiplantae; Streptophyta; Charophyceae; Charales; Characeae.
UGAGGAUCGUACGGCCCUGCUGCGGAAUGUAGUUGAGAUGCAGGACCAUCAAACAACCAUCCUUCAGGACAUCCAGCAAAGUCUGGCCCUGUUGGUUGGGCAAGCGUAGGCUACGUCGCCAAUGUCCGGGCCUGGUGCCUGGCUCGUUGCACAUCCUCCUCCUUUUGUCCCAUCGAUGACUGGGGUAUCCCCAUAUGUAGCCCCAUCAUCGGUUGCGAUCGUUUCCCUGGGCAUGCCGCUAUCAGGAGGGAUCACAGCAGGAUCUAGUUUGCAGGUUCUGGUACGGACAAUGUUCACCCAAUCUCCGUUGCAGGUUGCGGUUACCACACAGCCUGCACAACCGCAGGGUAGACAACCCUUGCAGCCAGUGCAGCCGCCUGUAUCACAGGGUCCACAGCCCAGUGGGAUGCAGGGACCGGGAAAAACACAGUGGGUAGCGAAGACGACCAUCGCUGCUCCUAAACCCUUCACAGGGGAUAAGAGAGGCGAAGACCUCGACACAUGGUUGAGGGCAGUGCCAGUCUAUGUUAGGUGUAAACUUACCCUGUCGCACGAAGAAGUGCUUGUGGCUGCCUCCUACCUAGAGGGUAGUGCAGCAAGAUGGUUGAGUGGUUUAGUACAACUGCAGGGGUAUGGUCAUGACUUUCGCGCUUGGGCAGUCACCCAGAAAUCGGAUGACUUCCUUGAGCUAGUGGAGGAAAGGUGGCAUGAUCCUCAGGAGGCCCAAAGGGCCACUGGCGCGAUUCUGACACUGCACACGCGGCAGUUCAAGUUAGUAAGGGAAGCCACCGACGCUGUUGAGCGUCUGAUCUAUGUCCCAAGGGUGCGCUAUGAACCCCAGGUUCUACUCACCUCCUACCUGAGAUGCUUCUCUUUGCCUCUCAGGAACCAGUUGGCAGGUGAGGCCAACAUCAAUAUGCAUAACUUUCCUUCGUUUAGCAAGAAGGCCCUAGACCUUGAGGCGAAGAUAGGGCAUGGACAGGCACCCACUACAGACGGAAGGAGGAAGACACUGCCUCCUAACUGGAAGGCGAAGGGGCGCAUUAUGUUUGUCGAUAACGAUGGUUCUACCAUCGAAUUAGACGACAACUUCCAGGAAGGAGUAGGUGCAGAGGCAGGCAGCGUGGAAGCUUCAAGGGGUGGAGUAAUCGCUGCUGUAACUCAGAAAGGUAAGGCGACCGGUAGACGCCGAGGAGGCUCCCGGUCAAGGAGUCAAGUUGACCCCAAUGCUCCCCCAGGGGAGAAGGCGGGUCUCACAGAGGACGUGUGGAGAGAUCGGUACACACGGCACGCUUGUAUUCGUUGUGGUCAAUAUGGCCAUAAUCAGUUCAAGUGCCGUAACAAGAAGGUGACCGACAAGAUCCCGCUUGUGAUGGGGCAGGCGGAGGGAACUCUGAGGAUGUGCAUUGACUAUAGGGACCUCAAUGCCAUCACUCUUAAGAAUAGAGAGCCCCUACCGCGCAUCGACGAUUUGCUCGAUAGAGUGCAAGGGUGUCGGUACUUCAGUGAGAUAGAUCUGAAGUCUGGGUACCAUCAGACUGCAAUCCGGCUUGAGGAUCAACACAAAACCGCAUUUCAGACCAGGUACGGUCUGUACGAGUUUGUGGUGAUGCCUUUCGGCCUUUGCAAUGCUCCUGGCACCUUUCAGCACGCUAUGAAUCGGAUAUUCCAUGACUACUUGGAUAAGUUUGUCAUCGUGUACCUCGAUGACAUACUUAUUUUUAGUAUGACUAUUGAGGAGCACGUUGCACACUUGGACAAAGUCUUUAGUCUCCUGCGACAACACAAGUUCAAGAUCAACAGUGAGAAGUGCGAGUUUGGCCCCACCCGUGUCUUGUACUUGGGUCAUGAGAUAUCCGCGGAAGGGUUGAAGCCCGAUGAUGCGAAGGUGGCCAGCAUUCGUGAUUGGCCACGUCCUCAGUCUGUGACUGAGAUGAGAUCUUUCUUAGGAAUGACAGGCUACUAUAGGACUUUCGUUAAGAACUACAGCAUAGUGGCCGCUCCUUUGACUGAUCUGACCGCCUUGACACCCCAUGGGAAUGGACUAACGAUCACCACAGAUGCCAGCCAAUAUGGUAGUGGCGCCGUGCUUGCACAACAGAAGGGGCCAAAGUUGAGGCCUGUAGAGUACAUGUCCAAGAAAAUGUUGUCUCAGAAGUUGGCUAAGUCCACCUAUGAGAAGGAACUCUAUGUGGUUUACAAGGCUCUGACCCAUUGGAGACACUAUCUCCUUGGGAGGUUCUUCAUCCUCAGGACUGAUCAUCAGACCCUGAGAUGGAUGAGAACUCAGUCGGUACUCUCUGACGCUCUCAAGCGUUGGAUCGAAGUCAUUGAGCAGUAUGACUUUGACCCUCAGUAUCUUAAGGGGGAGUACAACAAGGUUGCGGAUGCCUUGUCACGUAGACCUGAUUUCUUAGGUGCGCUGAUCACUGAGUUCGAUCUCACGGACAAUGUUACUCAGUCUUUGGUGGAAGCCUAUCGCGAGGACCAGUUCAUGUUUGAAAUCAUACGUAGACUUGAGGCGAAGGACAAGAAGACUUCAGUCGAGUUUGAGUUGGUCAAUGACUUGUUGUUCCUUGAGAAGGCAGGGAAUAAACGUUUGUGUGGCCCUAAUAGCAACUCUUUGCGUAAUUUAUUUUUAGGCGAGUGUCAUGAUGCCACCGGCCAUUUUGGGUACAAGAAGACCGCAGCUAAUCUGCUGCAGCGGUUUUGGUGGCCGACAAUGAUGCGAGAUGCCCAGCUGUAGGUGGAGACUUGUCAAGUCUGCCAGAGGGACAAGCCACGUACGCAGGCUCCUCUUGGGCUCUUGAAGCCCCUUUCGAUUCCGGAAAGGCCUGGCGAGAGCUUGUCCAUGGACUUCAUGGAUACGCUGAUAACCAGCAAGAGUGGGAUGAGACACAUCUUCGUUAUCGUGGAUAGAUUUAGUAAAUAUGCUAGAUUAGU